Hypanus sabinus (Atlantic stingray) is the source of this 5283-nucleotide messenger RNA. RefSeq lists its product as uncharacterized. The record is from RefSeq and is a predicted model, not a curated record. The transcript has 12 exons. NCBI's taxonomy places the organism in Eukaryota, Metazoa, Chordata, Chondrichthyes, Myliobatiformes, Dasyatidae. Gene Ontology annotation, molecular function: protein binding; zinc ion binding. Bases 47 to 3010 code for a protein of 987 amino acids.
GAGACACAGUUAAAGUCUACUGGAUCGGGGAGAAUCGGAAAUAAACAUGGCUUCAAAACAGCAGGUUUGGAGUUUAACUCAGGAACUGAUCUGUCCCAUCUGCCUGGAUUUCUACACCGAUCCGGUGUCACUGGAGUGUGAACACAUCUUCUGUCGCUCCUGUAUCACACGGUGUUGGGACGGUGCGGAGAGAAACUCCUGCCCGGAAUGUAGUGAGGUGUUUGCGGACCGCACCCUCAAGGUCAACCGGGCCUUAGCAAGACUGGCAGAGAGAGCUCGAAAACUAAACCCGAAUCCGAGAGAGGAGAGUAAAUUUAACUGCGAGGAACAUGAGGAAGAACUGAAGCUGUUCUGUACGACCGACAAGAAACUGAUCUGUGUGAUCUGUGCGACUGCACGGGAGCACAGGGAGCACCGCUUCCUGCCGAUUAAAGAAGCUGUCGAGGUCUACAAGGCUCAGGUGAAAUCUUCCGUAACAUCGCUCAGAAAACGCAUAUCAGAGAUCCUGGAACAUGCACUGCGUCAAAAACAGAAGAUGUCUGGACUUAAGGAAAAGUCAUACAUUCUGCAGUCACACUUCAGAACUGAAUUCUCUAAAAUGCACCAGAUUCUCGUUGAGAAAGAGCAGCACUUACUUAGAGAACUCAGGGAAGAAGAGAAGAGGCUUCUAAACCGAAUGGAGGAAAAUCUUCGAGCGAUUCAAGAAGACUUAAUUUCUGCACAGCGGAAACUCUCAAGCUAUCAGAAAAGGUUGGAUCAAGAAGGCGCCGUGGUAUUUCUCCAGGAGGAAGUGAUUCAGAAUGAAAGGAUCAGUAACAAAGAAUAUAAAUUUGAUGCAGAAGAUGAAAUGUUUGAGGUUGGAAAAUUCGAUCACCCCUUGAUGAUUAAAGCAGCUUUGAGAGAAAUGCUUGAUGCCAUUAAGCCAGUCCCUGUCACCCUGGAUGAGGAAACGGCGCAUCCGGCGCUCGAGGUGUCUGAGGAUCGGAAGAGCGUGAGAUGGACCGGGGCCCGGAGGAAUCUCCCUGACACCGGGAAGAGGUUCACAAUCUGGCCUUGUGUGCUGGGAUCGGAGGGAUUCACAUCGGGGAGACAUUACUGGGAGGUGGAGGUGGAGGGGAAUUGGGGCUGGAGUCUGGGAGUCGCCGCCGAGUUUGUGGAGAGGAAGGCAGGUGUCGGGCAGAGACCGGAGACUGGGGUUUGGGUCAUCGAGCGGUCGGGUGACGAGUUUUAUGCAAACACCAGCCAUCCAUCCCUUCUCGCUUCUGAUCCAGCCCCCGGGAGGGUGGGAGUUUAUCUUAAUUACGAGUUCGGAACAGUUUCAUUUUUCAACGCGGAAACCAAGUCCCACCUGUACACCUUCGCCGUGGAUAAUUUCAUGGGGAAACUUUAUCCUUUCAUUGGGACUUGGGAUGAAAACCAGUCGUUGAGAAUCUGUUGCGACUUUGCUCUUGAUCUACCCAAUUGUCAGGCCCGGAGAGCGGCAGCAGGAGCGGGGGCCAGGUCCGGCAGGAGAAGCGUUCCUCAUCACUGGCGGAUUCAGAGACCUAAACUCCGAUGCAUUCUGAAUCCGGACGUGUUGGUAAUCAACAUGGCUUCGAUACAGCUGCUUAGCUUAACCGAAGAAAUAACUUGUCCCAUCUGCCUGGAUUUCUUCACCGACCCGGUUAUGCUGGAGUGUGGACACAACUUCUGCCGUUCCUGCAUCACACGGUGUUGGGAAAGGGAGGAGAGAAACUCCUGCUCGGAAUGUAGAGAGGAGUUUGAAGACCGCACCCUCAGGGUCAAUCGGGCCUUGGCAAAACUGUCUGAGAAAGCUCGAAAACGAAACCUGAACCCGAAAGAGAAGGGAAGUAAACUUCACUGCGAGGAACACGAGGAAGAACUGAAGCUGUUUUGUGAGACGGACAAGACUCUGAUCUGUCUGAUCUGUAGAGAUGCACCGGAACACAAAGAGCACAGCUUCCUGCCGAUUAAAGAAACUGUGAAGGUGUACAAGGCUCAUAUCGAAUCUUCUAUACAAUCGCUCGCAAAAAGGACGUCAGUAAUCCAAGAAAUGGAGCAACGUCAGAAGCAGAAGAUCUCUGGACUUAGGGAACAGUCACAUAUUCUGCAUUUCCACAUCACAUCUGAGUUUGCUAAAAUGCACCAGAUUCUCGCAGAGAAAGAGCAGCGCAUACUUAGAGAUCUCAGGGAUGAAGAGGAGAGGAUUCUAAACAGAAUGGAGAAAAAUCUUCGAGAGAUCCAGGAGGAUUUAAAUUCCAUACAGCUGGAAGUCUCAAAGUUACAGAAACGAUUGGAGCAAGAAGGUGUAAUAUUUCUGAAGGAGGAAGCUUGUCGGAAGACGAGGAUUAGUGAGAAAUGUACAUCAUCAUUGGUAGCCGAUGUGCUGCAGAUCUCAAAAUUUGACCAUCCGUUUUUGCUUCACGCAGCAUUGAGAGAAAUGCUUGACGCCAUUAAGCAAGACUCUGUGACGCUGGAUGUGGAAACAUUGGGUCCAAGGCUCGAGGUGUCUGAGGAUCAGACGAGCGUGAGGUGGACCCAGAAUUGCAUCAGUCCUCUUGACACUGGGAAGAGGUUCAUAAUCUGGCCCUGCGCUCUGGGAUCGGAGGGAUUUACAGCUGGGAGACAUUACUGGGAGGUGGAACUGGGGGAGAAUUGGGGUUGGUGUCUGGGAGUCGCCGCAGAGUCCGUGGAGAGGAAGAGAGAGGUCAAAAUGACAACUGCGAAUGGCGUCUGGGCUAUUGAGCGGGUUGGUGAUGAGUUUCAUGCAAACACAUCUCCUCCAUCCCUUCUCCCAGUUGAUCCAUCCCUUGGGAGGCUGGGAGUUUAUCUCAGCAUCGAGUCAGGGAUAAUUUCCUUUUAUAAUGCGGAGACCAAGUCCCAUCUCUACACUUUCACUGGGAAUAAAUUCACAGAGAAACAUUUUCCUUUCUUCUGGACUUGGGAUGAAAACCAGUGGCUGAGAAUCUACUCUGGUUCUGCUCCUGAUCUCAGCAUUGUACAAGCCUAGCGAGCUUGAAACUAAAACCAGUCAAAGAAAGGAAAUGUAGAAAACAAUUUAGAACUGUCAAUCCAUUAACUUUCACACAUUCAUAGCAUCUGUCAAUGGGAAAUAUUCUUCUGUGAAAAUAUAAAGACUGAGGUAAUCAUUUUGUAUUUCAAAAUUCAAUUUUAUUGGUAAAAAGUUCACAUAUAGGCAAGAAAUAUAAAUCCAAAUCAAAAACAGUGUAUUUUUUUUACAUUUGUCACAUGGUUGAGUGUAUAAUUUGCAGUGUUAUCGGUCCUCUUCAGCCCAACUAGCCCUUGACGCCACACUACACCCAUCUGACCAAUUAAUCUGUCUUUGGACUGUGGGAGGAAACUGGAGCACCCGGAGGAAACCCACGCGGUCACAGGGAGAACAUAUAUACUCCUUAUGGGAAUUCAAACCAGGCUGCUGGUACUGUGCCACUCCAAAUGUGCAUAUUUCUUUGUAUUCAAAAUAAACUUUAUUCAGAAUAAAAAUAUUUAAGACAAUAAACCAUGCAACGCCCUUCAUUCUUAAAUUCCUAGUGUGUUACAACCAGGGGUUGUUUUCAGUUAAGUAUGUGUAUUGUACAGUAUAUUCUCAGUGUCACCUCAUGGGUAUGCUGUGUUUACCUUUUGUGUCUAAUUGUUUGCCUUUGGACUGGUUCUGCUUCUUCACUUUGUCUUGCAGGUUUGAGUAUCCUAUGGACUUGAACCCAAAGCUCUCUCUGACCUCCACACUGCCAAUAGUCCUAACAUUAAUAUUAUACUCUGUCUUCAAAUUUGACCUUCUGAAAUUAACCACUUCACACUUACCUCAGUUGAACUCCAUCUGCCACUUCUCAGCCCAGUUCUGCAUAUUAUCAAUAUCCCGCUGUAACCUCUGACAACCCUUCACACUAUCCACAACAUCCCCAACCUUUGUGUCAUCAGCAAACUUACUGAUCCACCCCUCUACUUCUUCAUCCAGGUCAUUUAUAAAAAUCACAAAGAGGAGGGGUCCCACAGCACGUCACUGUUGAACACCACUUGUCACAAACCUCUAUGCAGAAUAUGUACCAUCUACAACCACCAUUUGCCUUCUGUGGGCAAGUCAAUUCUGAAUCCACUAUGCAAGGUCUCCUUGGAUUCCAUGCCUCCUGUCUUUCUGAAGGAGCCUUGCAUGGGGGCAGCUUAUCAAAUGCCUUGCUGAAACCAAUCUAGGAAGUCCAAGGCCACUACUCCUUGCAUUUGUGGUGGAACAAUUAUUGGAUAAUAGCCAAUAGGCUACUGUGGUGCCCCUGGAGGACAGAUGGAAGCAAGAUGCAGAGGUUUGUGGGGGCUGGUGGGAGGGUGGUCGGGGGGGGCACAAUAAUGGCUGGAGUCAGAGGGUCAAAUGUGCAACAGUGGGAAAGAUGGUGGGAGGAGUUGAGGGCUAUCUGGAAAUGGAAUAGACAUCAUUGAUACAAUUGUUUCUCCGCCAUGGCAGAGUCUGACCAGUUGUUCUUCCAGUUUGCAUUGGACCAGUAAUGAGAAUGUGGAACUCACUUCCUGAAACUUGUUCUUCGACCAGCUCAGAGAGAUAUCUACAUUCAAUGUCGACUUUAUUAAAUACACCCGUACACCUGCUCGUUAAUGUAAAUAUCUAAUCCGCCAAUCAUGUGGCAGCAAGUCAAUACAUAAAAGCUUGCAGACAUGGUCAAAAGGUUCAGUUACUGUUCAGACCAAACAUCAGAAUGGGGAGAAGAUGUGAUCUAUGCGACUAUAACGAUGUUUGAUUGUUCGUGCAAGACAGGGUGGUUUGAGUAUCUCAGAGACUGCUGAUUUCCUAGGAUUUUCAUACACAAUAGACAAUAGACAAUAGGUGCAGAAGUAGACCAUUCGGCCCUUUGAGCCUGCACCGCCAUUCUGCGAUCAUGGCUGAUCAUCUACUAUCAAUACCUGGUUCCUGACUUGUCCCCAUAUCCCUUGAUUCCCCUGUCCAUAAGAUGCCUAUCUAGCUCCUUCUUGAAAGCAUCCAGAGAAUUGGCCUUCACUGCAGUGCAUUCCAGACCCCCACAACUCUCUGGGAGAAGAAGUUUUUCCUUAACUCUGUCCUAAAUGACCUACCCCUUAUUCUCAAACCAUGCCCUCUGGUACUGGACUCUCCCAGCAUCUGGGACAUAUGUCUUGUCCAAUCCCUUAAUAAUCUUGUAUGUUGCAAUCAGAUCCCCUCGCAAUCUCCUUAAUUCCAGCAUGUACAUGCCCAGUCUCUCUAACCUCUCUGCGUAAGACAGUCCUGACAUCCCAAGAAUUAAC